Molecule: messenger RNA, 1026 nt
Organism: Candidula unifasciata
Lineage: Eukaryota; Metazoa; Mollusca; Gastropoda; Stylommatophora; Geomitridae
Source: the annotation of a GenBank genome assembly
GGUUACAGAGACGAUGAGAUGUUUAUAGCGUCUCAAGGUCCAACCAAGACAAUCCUGGAAGAUUUCCUGCGCAUGUUGUGGGAGCAAGAAGCUGAUAAAGUCGUUAUGCUGACAAACCUGGUGGAAGACGGCAAGCACAAAUGUGAGAUGUACUGGCCUGAAAAAGGCGACAUGAAAGUCGGGGAAAUGACAGUCAAACUGGCAACAACUCAAGUGUUUGCUGACUACACCAUUAGGAGGUUCCAGUUGAGAAAGGGAGUUGAGCCACUGAGGGAUGUGAUCCAGUUUCACUUCACCGCCUGGCCAGAUAAGGAUAUACCCACUGUACCUUGGGGUCUGGUCGACUUCGAGCAGAGGGUGGCUUCCUAUCUAACCAACAAACCUAUUGUAGUCCACUGCAGCGCUGGUGUGGGUCGCACUGGAACAUUCAUAGCGUUAAGGAACGUCAUGAGAGAAGCAGAAGAGACGGGUCACAUGGACUUUUUCAACACAGUGCGCAAACUGAGGCAGGACAGGGUCAACAUGGUGCAGACUGUGAAUCAGUACAUAUUUCUACACCGAGCAGCCCAUGUUGCCAUGUCCUGUAUUGGCACCUCUGUGACACUAGCAGACGUCGAGCAAAGAAUCCCCACACUCGAGGCCAAGUCAAAGUUUGGACCAACAAAGCUGCAGACAGAAUUUCAGGCGAUCUGCUCCAUCUGCGAGGAUCAUGCGGAGGAGGAGGCCACAUCUGAAGAGAGUCCAAGUUCUGUGUACGAGAACAGUCAGAACCUGCUCAAAAUACAAAAGAACAGAGUGCCCUCCGUUCUACCCAGGGAGACGUAUAGAGCCGUGCUCAGCUGUGACAGCAUCAACACUUCUGAUUACAUCAACGCCGUUCUUGUGCCGAGUUUCGUCAAACAGAACCAGAAGAUCCUGACUCAACUACCACUUGGGGCCACCGUCACCGACCUCUGGAGACUUGUCACUCAAUACAAAGUCUCCUUGAUAGUGGCUUUUGAGACAGACAAGAAGGCCACAGACCAG